Messenger RNA from Aspergillus ochraceoroseus IBT 24754, 850 nucleotides. RefSeq lists its product as uncharacterized. Bases 272 to 850 code for a protein of 192 amino acids. The transcript is spliced from 2 exons. The record is from RefSeq and is a predicted model, not a curated record. Lineage: Eukaryota; Fungi; Ascomycota; Eurotiomycetes; Eurotiales; Aspergillaceae.
UCUGACCCGGCUUUCUCUUUUCGGUGUCCCGUGGAAACGCUGGCCAGACCACCAACAAAAAUAAUCACGACUUUGCACGACUCACCUCCCAAUAAGAACCGAACCGAACCUUGUCUCGAUUCUUCUUCUUUUCUUUUCUCUCUUUUCUCUCUUCUCUCUCUUCUUCUCUUCUUCUGAGUUGGUUCAAGGUGCACCCCAGCAGAAUCCCUCUCUCCCGUCGACGGAGUACAUCUCGAGGCUCUAUCCUAGCCCUAAUCAAAAAUCAACCCUAAUGGCAGUAACCACAGCCAUCGUCGACAUUGUCCCUCCAUCUCCUGCCCCUGCGCUUCUCCCCUCCAAUAAGUCCUCCAUGAAUAAGCGCUGGCCCCCCCUGGCCGACAAGACCUCGCUUCCCUACAGACUCACCACCCUCUCCAAGCAAAAACUCGCCCGCGAAGCCACCGCGCCAGACCCGGAUAUCCGCCGCUGCCUGGGCCAUUUCCGUCUGCACUGCCGCUCUAUGGAAUGGGCCCAACACGAUAUGACCACCAAGAUCAACUCGUUUGAAUUGGAGGAUGACGAGUCCGAGUCCGAGUCCGAGGACGACGAGCCGCGUCCUAUCCGGCGCCAAGACGCUCUGACGGCGGAGACUCCUACGGAGAAUGAGAUACCCGCGGAGUCGACUCCAGAGCCGCAGCAGGCCCAGGCCAUCCGCAUCCACUUUGAGGUUUCCCCGCCGCCGUCCUCGGAAGAAAGCGAGGAGAAAGACGGGCUCCUCGAGAAGGGCCGGAGCUGUCUCGAGAAGACCGUGCAGCGCAAAUCCUUCUGGCCGUCUGCGGGACAAUGCAUGCCCGUUCGCAUUACAGGAUAA